Molecule: messenger RNA, 2264 nt
Organism: Exophiala mesophila
Lineage: Eukaryota; Fungi; Ascomycota; Eurotiomycetes; Chaetothyriales; Herpotrichiellaceae
Exons: 1
Coding region: 58-1086 (342 amino acids)
Source: RefSeq, a predicted model, not a curated record
CUAGAUCUUUGUUCUAUAACUACCUCGUACAUCUGUCCAUCCGUAAAUACCCCAGAAAUGCCCUCCCAAGUUGAUCCUACCACUAUUCUGCGCGCCCUGUCCCUCGAUGCUAAAUCCGCCACCAUCACCUCUCAUGGUGGAUCUGGCUUCGCCAGCACUUUCCGCAUCACUACCCCAAACAACACAAUCUUUGUCAAGACGUCCUCAUCAUCUGGGGCUGCCGUCAUGUUCCAGGGGGAGCAUGCUUCACUUAAUGCCAUUCACGACGCAGUUCCCAGUUUAGCCCCCAAGGCCUUGGGGUGGGGUGAGGUGUCCCCUGCCAAAGGGUCUCGAGGCACUUUUUUCCUGGCGACAGAAUUCCUCGAGCUGGGUGGUGGCAUUGGCAGGUCCAGGGCCACGGGAAGCUCAAGUGGAAGUGGUCUAUCGCUGGCGCAGAAAUUGGCCAAGUUACAUUCGUCGCCAGCCCCGAUUCCACAAGGUUUCGACAGGCCACAAUUCGGUUUCCCCGUCACCACCUGUUGCGGCGAUACCCCCCAAGACAACACUUUCACCUCUUCGUGGGCAGACUUUUUCGCGAAUCGCCGUCUUCUUAUGAUCCUGGAAAGGGGCGAAAAAUCUAAUGGAAGUGACCCUGAGUUGCGGACCGUCGUCCAACGCACUGUCGACGAAGUCGUUCCCAGGCUCUUGGGCGAUGGUCAUCUCGGUGGUAAAGACGGCAUAAUCCCCGUCGUGGUCCAUGGCGAUCUGUGGUCGGGCAACAAAGGGAAAGGAAUCUUUCUCGGUAGGGAUCAGCAAGGGCAGGGUGACGCCAUUGAAGACGUUGUCUUUGACCCCAGUGCUUGCUAUGGUCAUAACGAAUAUGACUUUGGGAUCAUGAACAUGUUUGGUGGCUUUGGAUCCCAGUUCUGGUCUCAUUACCACGAUAUCGUUCCAAAGACAGAGCCUGUGUCUGAAUACAACGAUCGUGUCAGCCUCUACGAGUCGUAUCACCAUUUAAAUCAUUGGGCUAUAUUUGGUGGUGGAUAUAGAAGCGGUGCUAUGAGUAUCUUGAAGGGUCUGCUCAGAAAAUAUGGGGACCAAUCUUGAUUGGGCUGGACUGGGACCAUCAUUCACUCUGACUGGCGAUAUUUUCAAACCCAAUCCGUCCUUUGCCAGCACAGAUGGCCAACCUCAAAUCAAUUCCUCCUCCAUUACAGCACCACUGUCUCCUCAUCCACCACUCCAAAGAACAGCUGCAUGGGGUCUUUAUACUGGACAAACCCACAGAAUGGCGGAGACAUGCCGUAUCCCAACAAUCGUUGAGCUUUGACUGGCAAUUCUUUCGCCUUUUCUGGGGGAACCAUGAAAUACUGGUUCUCCACUUGCCGGUACAUGCCUUUGCAGAGGAAUAUCCCCACUGUCUCACGGGCUUGGUCCCUGCCUCAUGUCAGUUUUUCUGAGCCAUUCUUUCAAGGUGCCCCAAACUUACGUAGUCACAUUGCCACCGCCGGCAUGGUACGUACCGCCGAGGAAUAGACAGGCAUCACCUGGCUCAAGCUCGGCAGGCACGGCCUCCUCGUCCAGAGGCACUCUCUCAUCAUCCCAGCGAUGACUUCCUGGAAUCACAAUAGUGGCGCCGUUCUCCUUGGUCGUCUUGGUCACAGCCGUGACACACCCGAUUAGCAUGGGCCGAUCGAGGCCAUGGCGAAUAUGAUAAUCGAUUUCAUCACGAUGCAGACCUUGCUGCUUACCGCCGGGGUUGACUUGGAACGCUACCGUGCUGGAAAUCUGGGGCUUGGAUACCGACGUAUGCUUAGUCUGGCCCACAAAAUACGUGAAUGUAUCGGUGAGAAAAUGCUCCGCCACUGCAUUGAACAGCGGAUGUAAAGCCAGGUCCACACAGCCCGGCGAGAUUGACAGCAGUCCAGUGGCCCGUCGUGUCGUGCUUGGAAAGAAGCCGGAUUGAUCCCCAGCAUCGCUGGUAAAGUGUGGUUUGAGGUCCAAGUGGAUCUGGUGUGCAGCCGCUGAGGGGAUCAAGUGCCUGAUAACGACGGCUCCGUCGUCUUUGAGAAUGGAAAUCACUUUCUCUGCUGUCGUUGUCGGGUCUGUCGCUGACACUCGCACUAAACCCCUGGUCGUGUCGCGUGGCGGCGACGUCAUGGUGAAGAGUUGAAAGGUACCUGGGAUUCACGAGGAGGCAAACGACUAACUAGUGAACCAACCAAUACUUUGAUAUUCAAGGAUUGACCAAGACUAAUACAAGAUAGGUUGAUACGUCGCUGCAC